Molecule: messenger RNA, 1266 nt
Organism: Mycena indigotica
Lineage: Eukaryota; Fungi; Basidiomycota; Agaricomycetes; Agaricales; Mycenaceae
Exons: 2
Coding region: 1-1266 (421 amino acids)
Source: RefSeq, a predicted model, not a curated record
AUGCUUCUCUUCCUGACGAUGCUCGCCAUGAUCCCCCAACCCGCACUCCCAAGCAGCUCACCAGCGACUUCCGGAAGCGAUCUUGCCUGCGACAAUCACCGUAGUCUCUACACCAUUGUAUGGGGCUGCUUUACAACACUCUUCGCUUGCAUCUGGGUUUCAGCGCAUCCAAACGUUCCUCCGCCCGCCCCUCCUUCGCCUCGCAAGGAUGCCACGCUGGGGGCCCAUUUGAAAUCAUACUUGAUUGAUGGAACAAUCGGACUAUGGCGCCGCCUCAAACUUGUUCUUGUCGCGUUCAUCGCUCCAGAAUUGAUUGUAGGAUUUGCGGGGAGGCAGUUCGAAACUGCGCGGUACUUUUCCACGACUCAAGCAUUCGACAUUUCGCUCACCCAUGGCUUCUUCAUUUCCAUGGGCGGUUUCAUCGACGCAGAAAAACACCCUAUCGUCGACAGCAGGCAUGUGGAACAACACAUCCUGCAAAUCCGCGAAAUAUCUGAGCAAGAUAUUUGCAACAGGAGCCAAGGGGACGCGUUCUCGAAAACUGUCGCAUUACUGCAAACGAGCUGGUUUGUCGUGCAAUGCCUGGCACGAUUCCAGCAGAAUCUCACGGUAACCGAGCUUGAGGUAGCCACCCUCGCCUUUGCUGUCGUCAAUGCAUUCAGCUGGCUUCUUUGGUGGAAGAAGCCUCUGGAUGUUCGUGCGCCAAUUGUUCUCGGACUCACAGUGGGGAAAGUGGCUCGCGAUCCUGCCCUAGAACAGAUCCAACCUGCUGGCAAUGAGCAGCACCUGCGCCGCCAUCGUCCUCUUCGCGAGAGAUUCUAUUCUCUCUUCGGCAAUUCGCUUAGUUCCCAGAACUACUUCUACGAGGACGCGGUUCCCACUUUCUAUUUUGCGAGUGGUUGGGACGACCAUGAACGAUACACACCGGCCAUAUCGUUGCUGGUCGCGCUGAUAUUCGGCGCCGUCCAUUGUGCAGCCUGGCGCUCGCAUUUCCUGACCGUCGAGGAGUUGUGGCUUUGGCGCGGCGCCACGCUUGUCCUGUGUGUUGUGCCAAUCCCGCCAUUAUUUGCUCAUUUGUGGGCGACGCUCGGGGGUACGGGGCCACUAUCUCAUAGGGUCCUGCCACUCUAUGUCGUGGGUGCGGCUUAUUAUGUUCCCACCCGCAUUAUUCUGGUUCUGCUCCCAUUGCUGGCAUUGCGCCAUGCACCGGAUGCCGCGUAUCUUGAAGUAAAUUGGAAUAGGUACUUUCCGCAUAUAUACUCCUAG